AUGUCAGGCAGAGAAGUUGAGGCAGCAGUUCUCGACAAUGGAGAGGAUAUCAGUCGUUGGACGGGACUAGCCGACCAUGGCAACGGAAUAAUGGUGAUCGUACUGGGUCUCUUUGCACUCUACCGCUACCUCAGGGCUUUCGUCUACCCUUGCCUCACUCUCUUCGAGUUGCACAAUGCUACAAAAAUCGUCGACAACGCUUACAGAACUGCAAGAAAUCCGUCAAUUCCUGAUGCUCCGGAAUGGUACGGAAUCGCGAAUGAUUAUCUGAGCCUGAAUAUCGAAGCGUCCCGCAUUCGCGAAAAGGGCCUCCAAUUAUCUCUGUGGAACACAUAUGUUGGCUUUCAUCCCAAGUUGAUGUUCGAUAUCGCCCGUUGUUAUACCAAAUAUGAGGAACUGAGGCGUAGGAUCCUCGUACGUUCUUGUUUACCUGUGCUAGAGCUUGAGCUUUUCUUCAAUAUGGCAUUCUUUUUCAGACCGCUCGCGAGAGGGACUUACAAAGUCACUUUGGGGCAGAACAAUACCGACGCCGACUCGCAUCAAGAACGUCGUCAGCGCAUAUCCAAAAUAUCACCCUUGCCUGCGCAUCUGGAAGCUCGUUUCGCACUGAAGACUGUUCUUCACGCCCUUGUGGCUCGUCCCUUUGAUAUCGAUAUCAAUCAAUUGCAUUUAGUCUUGUGAACCGUGUAAUACCCAGCUUUCCCUCGUUUAUGUUUUGGAAGAUUCUCAUGUUCAUGUUGUCUUCGCUGUGCUGUGUUCUUUGAAUAUCUAUCGGCUAGCAUCCAUCUGUUGUACCAACUACGUCGCCGUUAUCUUCUUUCCUGUUUGAAGAAUUCAUAAUCACCUCCGUCGAACACGACUUCCUGUCUUCCGAUAUCAUUCUUAACUCUUUCUUGAUUUCCUUUACUGUGACCGGGGCGAGGCAAGCAUGACUGUCGAACCUCGUUCCCCUCCGAACUCUGGCCGGGCUGCGGUCAAACAGAAUUUCGCAUCAUGUCAGGACGUACGAUGCGGUAUAUUACAAACGAUUGGGGCUUAUCUAUACUUUACCGGAAAAGCGCGUGAGGAGGCGGUCCCCAAUCUGUGUUCUC
Messenger RNA from Marasmius oreades (fairy-ring Marasmius), 1091 nucleotides. RefSeq lists its product as uncharacterized. The coding region runs from base 1 to 681 and encodes 226 amino acids. The transcript is spliced from 4 exons. Lineage: Eukaryota; Fungi; Basidiomycota; Agaricomycetes; Agaricales; Marasmiaceae. The record is from RefSeq and is a predicted model, not a curated record.